AUGCGUGUGGCGUACGCUCUGCAAGGCCUCCUGGCAGCUUCGGUGACGAUGGCGACGUCGUACAACCCGCGGCACGUGGUGCUGGGUACCGACGGCACGGUUGUCGGCAGUAAUCUUCCAGGAGUUUACGGCUCUGUCAUCUUCGCCGAGCUGAGCUGCUGCUUUGUGGCGUUCAUCGGGUAUUUGGUGCGCUCGAUUCCGCUAUGGGUCGGCUUUUCGCGCAGUCAGAAGUGCUGCCUCAUCGUGGCGUUCAGCUUGGCCUUCUUGUACCAAUUCGCAGCUCUGGGCUGGAUGUUCGGUGCCGUGACACCGGAGCUCAUGCUGGGGCUUUCGAGCGUCAUCACGAGGAUGAUCUCGCUCGGGAUGGUGCCAAUCACCACCACUUCGUUCAUGGGUCGAGCGAGGGAGAUCUGCCAAGAGCACGCAGCUAUGAACCCUUCAGUGUCACGAAAGUCUGCACACUCGCGAAACUCGCGUCGCCACCACACACGCGCCAGGUCCAGUUAA
This is a messenger RNA of Phytophthora sojae, 507 nucleotides long. RefSeq lists its product as hypothetical. Bases 1 to 507 code for a protein of 168 amino acids. The record is from RefSeq and is a predicted model, not a curated record. The transcript is spliced from 3 exons. Lineage: Eukaryota; Oomycota; Peronosporomycetes; Peronosporales; Peronosporaceae.